AUGAUAAGAUCAUUUGAACGAAGUGCAUGGGAUAUUGUGCAGCAUUUCACGAAUCGAAGAAGGUGUAUAAACUCCGAUUUUAGUGUGACAGAUGAAGAUGACACAUGCAUAUCUGAAACUCGGGUCGCGUUCACUAAUUUGAAACACCCAUGGCGGCAGAGGGAAAUGUCCCUAAAUCUCAAGGGACCUAUGUGUCAGGCUGCAGUACGGGCUGUUUUGUUGUGCGGCCGAGAGACAAGGCCUCUUCGAGCAGCGGAUCUUCGACAACCAUUGUCCCAGAGGCAUAAAUAUGUAGAAAAGAAGGCGUUCAGCCGUAGCACCUUUUCAGAGCCUAACUGCCAUGCCACCCGAAGGUUGCACGAGGGUUGGGAUACUGUCAGGUUGCCCAAGCCUAGACAGGGGAAGUCGAGAAGCAAAAGUCGGAUUCGAACCACGGACCUUCCGGCAGUCUGCUACCGGAUCUUCGAUUUAGCGCACCUCGUCUCUCGCCUUAUGGGCCCAGAUCAAAUGUUGGGUAUCAAUUAUCGUCAUCUGUCUUCAGUAGUAGUUUCCCCCUGUCAGUUACCGGCGAUGGUAAUAACUAGUCGGAGACACCUACAAGGCUGGAUAACCAUAAGAGUUGGCGCUAAAAUACUCGUGUAUAGAAACUUCUGA
Molecule: messenger RNA, 654 nt
Organism: Opisthorchis viverrini
Lineage: Eukaryota; Metazoa; Platyhelminthes; Trematoda; Opisthorchiida; Opisthorchiidae
Exons: 4
Coding region: 1-654 (217 amino acids)
Source: RefSeq, a predicted model, not a curated record